AUCUAUCACUUUAUUAGUCAGAAUUUUAAUUUUCUGGAGAAGAAAGACAAAAAAGAGGAUGAGGGUGAAUUGAGCAUCAGAUAUUGGGAAUUGGUAGUGAUUGUGCGAAGUAAGUUUAUUCAUUCAAUUGCAAAUAAGCUGAAAGAUCUUAAAUUCUACAGCAAUGAAGUUCUGUUAUGUUGUGGGAAUGAGAAGUAGCAUUGCAAGUUUUCUUUCGAGUUCAGGGUAUCAAGCGAUAUUCAUAAAGCUCUACAUUCACACACACGAAAGAAUCUAGCCAAUUCAUAUCAAGAGGUGCAGAUAUAAUAUAAAUGAUGAAUGUUGAUUGGUUACCUGAGCCUCACAAAUGUAAAAUAGUUGAAAGUCGUCUGUUGGAGUAUGUUUUUACAACGAGUUUGAGGUUACUUUUUUAAAGCUCACAGAAAAAGCAGUAUUUUUCUAUCAAACUAACGGGAAAUAGUGGUUAUUGUCCUUCUCGUUCAAUGAUGCCUAGAUGUGGCAUAUUCAGCUUGCCGGGAGGCUGCCGGAACACUCUCUUUCAAAAUAUCUCCCGGAGCCAGAGGCCCUCACUUAGAACACUGGUCAAUUAUUCAAAGAUAACCACUUGCUCGUACCUCAGCAGAAAGGAAACAAGCAAAAGUGUCGGAAGUCAACAUGGAAGAAGCCUUCGCAGUAUCAAAGCAAGAGCCAUUUCGACGACUGUGAGCGAUGGAAAGGUCUCUAAUAUCAGUGAAGAUAUUCCAUCACCUGUUCUUACACCUUAUGUACCGCCAACUACUGGUCUUUUAUCAAAACUUCCUUCUUCUUGGGUACCAUAUGCCGAACUGAUAAGACUAGACAAACCAGCUGGAACAUAUUACCUAUUCUUUCCAUGCCUCUUUUCGACUUUACUGGCCGCUCCAUUAACUGUCCCCAUGGUCUCACCACUCACUGUCGUGGGAACAUCUCUUUUAUUCUUCAGCGGCGCUUUGAUCAUGCGUGGUGCAGGAUGUACUAUCAAUGACCUCUGGGAUCGAAACCUAGAUCCAAAUGUUACUCGAACCCGAUUACGUCCCAUUGCCCGAGGAGCCGUCUCUCCAUUCAAAGCCUUGGUCUUCACUGGAGGUCAACUUUUCGCUGGUCUUGCAAUCCUUCUACAAUUUCCCUACCAAUGCUUCUUCUAUGCUACCCCAAGCUUACUUUUCGUGGCUGCGUAUCCGCUCGCUAAACGAGUCACUCAUUAUCCGCAAUUUGUCUUGGGGUUGACAUUCUCCUGGGGCGCAAUCAUGGGAUUUCCUGCUCUUGGAAUUGAUCUUCUCUCGAAUAGCGCUGCUUUGACAGCAACUGGAUUUCUGUAUGCGUCGAAUGUGGCAUGGACGGUUUUAUACGAUAUGAUAUAUGCACAUAUGGAUAUCAAAGAUGAUGCCAAAGCAGGAAUCAAAAGUAUCGCAUUACGACAUGAUGCUCAAACCAAACAAAUCUUGACCGGGCUCGCCAUAACUCAGAUUGGAUUGCUGACAGCAGCCGGUGUUGCUGUUGGAGCAGGACCAGUCUUUUUUGUUGGUGGAUGUGGUGGUGCUGCUGUCACUUUGGCUGUCAUGAUCAAAAAGGUUAACUUAAAGAAUGUAAAGGAUUGUUGGUGGUGGUUUGUUAACGGAUGUUUAAUAACUGGCGGUACCAUUUCUGCCGGGAUCGGAGGAGAUUAUCUUGUUCGAUAUGUACAGAGGGCUGACAGCAACGGGCCCGAGGUUGAAAAUGAACGAAGAAAGUCUUCUUUUACUGUACUAUAUGAAUACCUGUUUUGAUAUUGAAGAGACUAAGCCAGUACUUCGUAUUAUACGGGUAUACCAGGCGCCCGACCGAUGGAAAAAGAGCCAAAAGUUAUCCUAGAUCAUAUACUUAGUAGCUCCUAUGGGUAAUGGAAAGCUACUCCAGAUAUCUAAUAAUUCCAAGGUUUCUAUAGAUAAUAUCAAGCUAUAUGUAAUCGUAAUACUAGCAGCAUUACACAACGUUAAAAUCCCUUCCAUCUA
Molecule: messenger RNA, 2009 nt
Organism: Sclerotinia trifoliorum
Lineage: Eukaryota; Fungi; Ascomycota; Leotiomycetes; Helotiales; Sclerotiniaceae
Source: the annotation of a GenBank genome assembly